Messenger RNA from Solanum tuberosum (potato), 387 nucleotides. RefSeq lists its product as uncharacterized. NCBI's taxonomy places the organism in Eukaryota, Viridiplantae, Streptophyta, Magnoliopsida, Solanales, Solanaceae. The transcript has a single exon. The coding region runs from base 1 to 387 and encodes 128 amino acids. The record is from RefSeq and is a predicted model, not a curated record.
AUGGGAGAGGUGGCAUAUACGUUGGCUUUGCCACCUAGCUUGUCAGUUGUGCAUCCAGUGUUUCAUAUUUCCAAGCUUCGGAAGUACAUGUCGGAUGAGUCCCAAGUACUUUAUCUUGAUCUAGUUGAGUUGGGUACAAACUUAUCUAUUGAGGAUGAGCCUAUAGCCAUUUUGGAUAUGAAUGUCCAAAAGCUUAGGACCAAAGAUAUUGUUUUAGUGAAAGUGCAGUGGAAGCGUCGUUCAAUUGGUGAGGCGACUUGGGAGACAAAGUCUGAUAUGCGUGCCAAAUAUCCUCAUCUUUUCGAAGAUCUGGGUACUUUCUUUUGCCUUAUGUUCGAGUACGAACAUGGUUAUUAUAUGUUGCGCCCCCUAAAACUAGAUGACUGA